GAAUGGACCAACAAGAGCCACUGGAUAACGAGGCAGCCGUAUACGGAACAGCAAAGAAAUACGCCCACCUCACUCUCACACCAGAUAAUCCACCAUGAAUUUCUUCUGGAGAGACAAUUGGGUUCCGGGGUAAUCCGCACGAGAGAUUAGAUUUUGAUCAAAACCCAUUAAGAAAAAGCUGAUUCGUGACAUUUCUUUAAUUCCCAAAUGACAAGUAUCAUCAGAUUCUCUACCUUCAACAUCCUGCACGAUCAUUUCUGCAAGAAGCCCACCAGAUUCAGUCCUCUUCCGGCUCGUAAGGUUGGCUUCUGCAAUCGUAAUGGGUUCCGCUUGAGGGCUUACGGAUGGAGAUUGACAUUUCUGGGCGGGAGUUGUGGUAACGAAGGGAUUUUUGGAAAGGAUUUAGGGUUUAAGGGAAGGAGAGGGUUAAUUGUGGCAAGGUUUAAUCAGGGUUUUGGGUUUAACGGUGGCGGCGGUGGUGGCGGUGGAGACGAUGGGGCAACCGCAAGGAUUUUGGGUAAUAUUGCUUUGGCUGUUGGGUUAACUUAUCUUUCGGUAACAGGGCAGCUUGGCUGGGUUUUGGAUGCCAUUGUUUCCAUUUGGCUUGUUGCAGUUCUCGUACCAAUUGUCGGAGUGGCCGCUUUUAUCUGGUGGGCGGGACGAGAUAUAGUCCAAGGCACUUGCCCUAACUGUGGAAAUGAUUUUCAAAUAUUCAAAUCAACUCUCAAUGAAGAGCUGCAACUGUGCCCUUUCUGUAGCCAACCUUUCUCUGUGGUAGAUGACAAGUUUGUGAGGGAUUCUGUGAAGUUCUCCAACAAAACUUCUUCCACCUUUGGACAGGCUUUCAGUAACUUCACUUCUCCUAAAAAAGGGAAGGAAACCUCUGCAGCAGUGGUUGACAUAGAAGCAGAAGUAAAAGAUGUAGACUGAAGUCUACCGAGUUACUGGCCGUUUCACUCUGGAAGCAUACCUCAGAAGGCCAACUAAUAUUGGGAAGAAUCAGUUGGUUCAAUUGGCUUUGCCAGUUUAAAGUAAGUUUUGACACUGCAAAUCUUUGUAUAUUUGUGUUAUCUUUCAUAGCCAGAAAUUUCCAAUUCUGAAACAACUGUGCCUCCACUUUGCAUACCUUUUUUUUUUAUAUAUACAAAUAUGUCUUAUGUACAAUCUUUACUCUGUAACUUAUCAAGACUAAUGGACUAGAACAUGAACUACUCUACUUGUUUUCCUCCA
This is a messenger RNA of Momordica charantia (bitter melon), 1230 nucleotides long. RefSeq lists its product as uncharacterized. NCBI's taxonomy places the organism in Eukaryota, Viridiplantae, Streptophyta, Magnoliopsida, Cucurbitales, Cucurbitaceae. The record is from RefSeq and is a predicted model, not a curated record.